Messenger RNA from Momordica charantia (bitter melon), 1062 nucleotides. Its product is annotated as ubiquitin-conjugating enzyme E2 5A. Lineage: Eukaryota; Viridiplantae; Streptophyta; Magnoliopsida; Cucurbitales; Cucurbitaceae. The record is from RefSeq and is a predicted model, not a curated record.
UUCGCCGUCGAAUCUCCCUCUUCAGCCAUGGUUCUCUCCCGUCUCCGCCGUUGCUUCUCCUCUAAAUCCUCCUCCUCCUCCUCCUAUAGCCGCCUUCGCUCUCCGCCGCCGCCGCCGCCUCUCCCGAUCUACCACGGACACUACAGACCGCCGCCGAUUCCGCCGCCGCGUCCGGUUCCGAUCGCGGCAGGAGCUUAUCGACAGCCGGAGACUACGACCGGCGACGGAGCUUGCGGCCGGGUGGAGGAGGCGCCGCCGCGUCGUGUUUCGAUCGGCGGCGGAAGUGGAGACGAGGAGAAAACUAGCGCGAUGUAUCGGAUUGAGAACGAGUUGAAGGCGAUGAACGAGGAAUCGGCGACGCACUGCAGCUUUGGGCCGGUCGGCGGCGACAUUUUCCGGUGGGAAGGGUUGGUGAUUGGGCCGGCCCAUUCUUGCUAUGAAGAGGGCAUUUUUGGGCUUUCAAUUGAUUUGCCCUCCGACUACCCCUCUACUCCUCCCCAGAUCAAGUUUCAAACCAAGAUCUUCCAUCCCAAUAUAGAAGAAGAUGGAACCAUUCACAUUGACAUAUUGAAAGAAAAUUGGAGCCCAGCACUAACCAUUGAGAAACUUCUUCUUUCCAUUUGCUCAAUCCUUUCAAAUCCAGAGGCUCAAAACUCCAUUAAUGAAGCUUCCAUGAUGUACAAGAAUGAAUAUUUCAGAUUCUGUGAGGUUGCAAGAGAAUGGACCAAAAUAUAUGCAAUGCCAAGCUGAAGUGUGUUCAUCACUCAAAAAGGUAUAUCCUUUUAUUGUAAAUUUAUGUGCACCAAAAAUAGUAUCUAACUAGACCAAUUGGUUUUAGGGAUUCAUAAGAAUGAGAUCAUUUUCAUCUUGGUGAUUGCUUUUACAAGUUUAGGAGUCACUUUAGUUUGUAUAGUUCGAUUGGGUCUACUCAAACAAAACUAAAUCGGUUCAGUUUAGUGAGGGUCAAUAUCGGUCGAUCAGUUUUCGAUUUUGAAAGGCCUUGUUGAAUCAUUGGUUUGUAAUAUAUAUAUAUCGAUAUAUAAAUUUUGUUUAAAAUGAUAC